CUCUCUCUCUCUCUCUCUCUCUCUCUCUCAAAAACCCACCCCCCGAAUUUUGUAGGUGUAUGGUCGGCCAAGGCGGCCAAGCCGCACAGAUGCCAAACAUCAGCCGCCUUGUGGAGGCCGUUUGUAUAGAGCUGUCCAGGAUUCACCCCGAAGGAACCACCAUCUGCGGCGUGAGGGUGAACCGCUGGGCAGCUGUGAUGCGGGAUUAUAUCUGCAUCCAAGAGAACAUCCUUACAAACCCGGUACUCAUGGCCCAGACACGUAUCCAGUUAUUCCCCCUCAAUCAGCGCACCCUGGCACAAUGGCACCUCACUCGCACCAGGGAGCUGGUACGGCGGGCUCUGGAGAUGGCCGUGCCAUUGCCAUCCAGCUCGGCCCUUGCUUCGGAGCCCACCCCUGCCGUACGGCCACGUCCCACGGGCCCCGAGCAGUCCGCUGCACCAUGUCAUGAAUACUCGGACCUGCCUGACCUGUCCGGUCAGGCGACGCAGCGAACUCGGGGCCCCGUGGAUGUGGCACCGCCAAUUGUUGGCCACCCCCCCGUGCCACAAGAAGCACCCGCCACCCAGCCACUCCUCCCGCCGGCUGACACUGCCGCUUCUCCGCCUCCACCGGCACAACCUUCAGUACCCCGCACCACUGCCUGGCGGCGGAAGAAAAAACAGGAGGCGGAGGAGCUGGCGCAACAGCAAGGUAUCCCUCCCAAACAAAGAAAAAAAGUGGAGGCCUUUGUUUGCCAGCGCUGUGGCCGUCCUAAAACAAAAGAGUUCGGCCACAGCCGCUUUGGGAGGGAAACCUUUUGUUCCACCUCAGCCGGCAGAAGUGUCCAGGAGUGGCUGGAGGAAAAGAGGAGAGCGAAGCAAAAUCGUGCCGGGGGGGAUGGCCACUAAACAAUUUUUGUUAAUCAGUAGAUGGGCCCAUACAUUGCUUUUCUUUUUUUUU
Messenger RNA from Erpetoichthys calabaricus (reedfish), 942 nucleotides. Its product is annotated as nematocyst expressed protein 3-like. The record is from RefSeq and is a predicted model, not a curated record. The coding region runs from base 60 to 890 and encodes 276 amino acids. Lineage: Eukaryota; Metazoa; Chordata; Cladistia; Polypteriformes; Polypteridae. The transcript is spliced from 2 exons.